Messenger RNA from Armigeres subalbatus, 1169 nucleotides. RefSeq lists its product as uncharacterized. The transcript is spliced from 4 exons. Bases 59 to 1099 code for a protein of 346 amino acids. Lineage: Eukaryota; Metazoa; Arthropoda; Insecta; Diptera; Culicidae. The record is from RefSeq and is a predicted model, not a curated record.
AUGUGACUGGUUAGUCAGUGGGAUUAGACUUUAGGGUUUGCUCGCUGUAUCAACAACGAUGAAAGCAUUCUUACUUGCAUUGAUAGUUAUUCACGAGGUCUGCAGUUUUUCGACCACCAUAUCCGAUACAUCCGGUGAAGACGUUAAAUGUGUGUCCAACGCUGAACACCUAUUGUCAAGAAGGAAGAGGUUUUUGGUCCUUCCAACAGGUGGUAUAGUUAUUUUGACAAUUGCGUUUGGAAAACUCCUUAUAUUCAAUUCACACGGACCUACUGGAUACUAUUCACUCAUAGAGUACGAUAUGUAUUACCCAUCUCCGGAUUUGAAGACCCGUAUCACGCAAUUUCAAUUGGGCGAGGUAUUAACGAGGCCUACCGGACCAAUAUUGCCUCCGCCAAUGCCACCGCUAACGCCACCACUUCCAACAACAAGAUUAACUCCAGCUCCGCCAACUCCACCAAUGACAGCAACGUCAAGUAUGCCUCCAAUGGAGGAUCCUCACAGUCAUCACUUUGGGCAUGAAGUAUCGGAAAUGGAACUGCAAGAAUAUCUCAAGUCCCAUCCGGACACGUGGGCUCCGCCGGGAUAUGUCAAAGAUCGUUCUGACUGGUUCCCACAGGGUACAUACAAUCCAUACAACCGAAACAGCAUGACUCAAACUUACAGUUCAGUGACGAAUAGCUACGGUCCAUCGGAGGAGAUGCACGAAGAAGAUCCGUAUGCACGUGAGUUUAGUGAAGACCGAUACAACAUCAGUCAGCAUCGCGAUUGGGAGCACUUUCAUCAUUAUCGGGAGAGGCGCGACUUAUACCAAGCUGUAGAAAACGCUUUUGGGGACGAUUUUCGCUCGAAGGUACAACCCUGCAUUAUGCGUGCCAUAUGCGAAGCACGAAAUUUGCUUCCUUCACGUGGUAACUCCAUGGUAGUGGACAUUGUGCGGCUUAUGUUCAGUGUUCCGUUAAAAGAUGAUCUUCAAGACGAAUAUAGUAGAGCUAUGAGACACGACAACAUGAAUUGUCCAGAGGUUUAUGGAAAGGAAUGUGCAAUCAGUAUUUUAUCCCUGCUUCUUUUCGGAAAGUUUGAACCCUCAUUUGAUUGAUAUUAAAAGCGUAUGAACAUUAACAAGACAGCUCCUACAUUGUCGCAUACUUGACUUCCUACACCUAAAA